AUGGCCGCUGCUCACCCCCUUCCCGUGGGCACCCUACGCCCCCCACAGACCCCGCGUGACCUGGUCGCAACAGAGGGAGGUCCCGACACCCGCUACGACGGGGAUGAACCACGCCGGGCACGAUCGCGCGGGCACCCGGACGCGCACAGGCUGAGCAGCCCCAGGCUCGACCCCCGAGACUCCGGGAAUGCCUCCACCACCACGGGGUGCACGGGGAAUCCCCGGCCUGGCCUCGGGGGAUGGGCAGGCUUCGCCUCCGGAUAUCACCUCAGCCAGGCCUCCCCACAGCCUCCCACGGCCCCGCGCCGCCACGGGGACCCAGGUGCUGGUGGCUUCCAGACCACUUCAUGUGACACGGACUCCCUGACCGUGCCUAGCCGCAAACCACCCCCGCUCCCCGGCACGCUGGGGAGAACAGGGUCCCCCAGACCUCACCUCCACCCAGGCCCUCCGAGUGGAAGCAGGGUCUUUGCAGACACCGUCUGCAACGGUCUCAAGGCGAACGCGUUCUGGAUUCGGGGGGGCUCCGAGUCCGGACUGGGGAGGACGGCUUUCCACGGGGGCUCGCGCUUCACUGGGGGGCCAUCUACGGGCAGCCCUGGGCGUCUGUGCCGAGGCCGCCGGACUCACAACCUACUCACUCGUGUGCACGCGCGAGCACUGCCCUCCGGAGGAGCCCCCCCCCAGCAGCCCACUGCCAACCACCUGACCAGCUCCCGCACCGCGGCUGUGUGGGGGCGCGGGCCCUGGGGAUCCCAGCCGACGCGGGCUCCGGCCCCCACCGCGCAGGUGCCCUCCGACCCUGGCCAGGGCCUCCCCGAGCUCCUGAAGUCCCGGCAGCCCUGGGGAGGAAUGGGGCUCCCUUCCCAGACCCCCCGGCCCCACAACCUCAAGGUACAACGGGUACCUGUGUCUUACAGCGUGGAGACAGCAAAGGCCAAGGACGGGCCCGAGGGGGGCCCAGGGCCCGCCCAGACGCAGGGAGGAGACCCUGGCGGGAAGCCCACCCCUGGGGCAGAAGCCCUCCAUCCCUCCCACCCAGCCAGCUGCUGUACGAAGAAGAGCCCCAGCGCCCCGGAGGCGACGGCCCUGGCGCUCAAGCGCAGUGCCAGGCAGCUCUGGCCACUGGCCACCACCGACUCCAACUUUCAAAAACAAAAAUGGCUACCAGGGGCCCCCACCCACAGGAGGGACCAGACAGCCCGGGAGGAGCAGCUCUGCUCACCCCGGUGGCUAUAUAUGGGCACUUUCGGGUCCCUCCGUUCCCGCCUGCCCCCAGGCACAGGCCCGGCCCGGGUGUCCCUGCGGGAGAGCCCUGGGCUGGGCCCCCAGGCUCGGCAGGAGGAAAGCCCCACCUCGGCCUCGGACCUCGCCCCCUCACCCCACACAGCCCUGCGGGAGGCAGGUGACACCCAGGGAGCCCUGGGCCCACAGGGAACAUAUUUUGCAAAUGACCUCAUCUUGACUGAGAGCCUGGCCCGAGGGCCGGGACAGCCGCCCCUCCACGAGAGCAGCGGGGAUGGUGCCCGCUCCCAGCCUCUUCCCACCGGCACUGUGCGGCCCUGCGGCCCGCCGCAGCGGCUGGCAGGGCGGAGGCAGGGGUCCGUGGGCUCUCGCCGGAGGCUGCUCCGAGGCCGGGCCGGUCAGCGGAACGGAUGCGGGAACGGCUGCGCAGCUGGGGCGCAGGCCCUGCGGAUGGGCGCUGUGACCAGCCUCGGGGGCGGGGGCUUUCCUGUACCUCUAAACUACAGGGCGGCCUGCGGACCCCGCGCCGUGUCCUACUGCAGAUCUCCCACGCCGUCGCGCUUCCAAAGGCAGCUCGUGACGGAGCACAGACUGGGUGUCAGCCAGCACCGCCCGGGGCCCCCCGCAGGAGAGACAUGGCAGGUCCUCGGGCACUGGCCGGAGCCCAGCACCUACCCAGCCCGGGGUCUGGUGGUGCAGAGCAGAGCCACCAUCGCCCGUGGGGCUGCUUGCGGACCAGCCCUGGCUGCCUCGCCUCCGUGUCCCCACGAGCAGAGCUGGCCACCUCAACCCCUGCCCCUCCUGCCCCCUGUUAUUUCCCCCGUUGCUACUGUCCUGCAGUUGAACCGAGCCGGGAGAGGCCGGGCUGAACCCUGGGCUCGCUGCCCGGGUCCCACUGCUCCUGGGAAGCCUGGGCCGUGGGCGCCUCUGCCGGCACUGGCAGCUGUGGGUCCAACCAGCCAAGGGGCCGCCCCGCCCCGCCCCUCUGACGAGGGUGUGGUUCUGCAUGGCGGGGCCGUGGCCAGGCGCCUAGGGCUGCACCCGGCCACCCCGGGCUCCGCCUGGCCUGGGGUUUUACCUGGCACCGAGGACUGGCUACGUCCCUGCCACGUGCUUUCGCUCUGCCCUGGGCCUGCCACACGUUUGCCCACGGAGUCCUCACGAGCCCACGGCCCCAGCCAAGCUCGGCGAGGGCACGGGACAUCCCGGGGCUCCUGUCCUGGGGUACGGCUGGCUCCCCGGGGCGGGGGGACAUCUGCGGGAUCCUUGCCAGCCAAGUUGGGAGCCUUUCUGUGGAAGAAAGAGCGGGGUGAGUAG
This is a messenger RNA of Perognathus longimembris pacificus (Pacific pocket mouse), 2562 nucleotides long. RefSeq names its product collagen alpha-1(I) chain-like. Lineage: Eukaryota; Metazoa; Chordata; Mammalia; Rodentia; Heteromyidae. The record is from RefSeq and is a predicted model, not a curated record. Bases 1 to 2562 code for a protein of 853 amino acids. The transcript is spliced from 11 exons.